Mesorhabditis spiculigera is the source of this 414-nucleotide messenger RNA. The record is from the annotation of a GenBank genome assembly. NCBI's taxonomy places the organism in Eukaryota, Metazoa, Nematoda, Chromadorea, Rhabditida, Rhabditidae.
AUGGGUGAUCUCCGAGUGAAUACGGGCUACAUGCAAACACAACGAGGUAUCAUCAAGAUCCUCGAGAUUGUGCUUGGUUUCAUUGUGUGCUGCAUGAUUUGUACAUCGCUUUUCGGCGGCCGAUCAUGCUUCUCCGAUUUCCGCAUGUCUUUCACAUCGGCCCUCUGCUUCGUGGCCACCGUCAUCAAUGUGGUGCUGUUCAUCAUGAACUUCCUCAGCAUGGGCCCAGCUAAUCUUGAGCGAAUCUACUCUCUCGUUGCGGCUGUGCUGUUUCUGAUCGCUGCCAUCUUAAUCCUAUGGUUCUUGAUCGAGAUGAGCUCAGGACGUGUUCUUCUCAUCUUCACUUUUAUUCUCCUAAUCCUCCAGCUCGCGCUCUACGCCUUUGACUUCAAGAUCCUGCACGGCCUUGCCAAA